Messenger RNA from Schistocerca piceifrons (Central American locust), 6785 nucleotides. RefSeq names its product myosin light chain kinase, smooth muscle. Gene Ontology annotation, biological process: intracellular signal transduction; protein phosphorylation; positive regulation of apoptotic process. Gene Ontology annotation, molecular function: ATP binding; protein serine/threonine kinase activity. The record is from RefSeq and is a predicted model, not a curated record. The transcript is spliced from 8 exons. Bases 131 to 1144 code for a protein of 337 amino acids. Gene Ontology annotation, cellular component: nucleus. NCBI's taxonomy places the organism in Eukaryota, Metazoa, Arthropoda, Insecta, Orthoptera, Acrididae.
AGCAGCGUCAGUCGGCGGCUUCCCGGUGUCACCGUCUCCAGCUAAAGCCUCAGCCACAGGACAGGCAACGCGCAGCUGCGACCGCCGCCGCGUCGCUGCGAAACAAGAAACAGAAGAACGCACAACCACAAUGAUCAAAGUGGACGAGGAGGAUCCCAUAGGAGAGGUGGAGCCGAGCUUCCCUUACCGCGACGUGCAGAUCCGUCGCGGCGUCGACAUCCGGGAUCUCUACGACCUUCAGGAAGAAAUUGGCAGGGGUAAGUUCGGCACGGUGUACCGCUGCCGCGAGAAAAGCACUGGUCUCCGGCUGGCGGCCAAAAUGGUGUCCACACCCAAGCGCGAAGACCGCCGCAAUGUGGAGCGAGAGGUGGACGUGAUGCGCGUGCUGCAGCACCCCAGGCUCAUACAGCUCUACGACGCCUUCGACAACGGCAAGACCAUGUGCGUCGUUCUAGAGCUUAUUGAAGGAGGUGAACUUUUUGAAAGAGUCAUCGAUGAUGAUUUCAUCCUCACAGAGAAGUCCUGCACCGUUUUUAUGAGACAAAUAUGCGAAGGCAUGGAGUUCAUACACUCCAAACACAUUCUGCAUUUAGACAUGAAGCCAGAAAACAUAUUGUGCCUCACAAAAACUGGAAACAGAAUAAAAAUAAUUGACUUCGGACUAGCCAGAAAGUUCGACCCAACCAAGAAACUGCAAGUUCUGUUUGGGACACCAGAAUUUGUUGCUCCGGAAGUUGUGAAUUUUGACCAGAUUGGAUUCGGCACUGACAUGUGGUCGAUUGGAGUUAUUUGCUACGUACUGUUAUCUGGCCUAUCUCCGUUUAUGGGGGACACUGACGUGGAGACGAUGGCAAACGUGACCAUAGCCAAAUAUGACUUCGACGAUGAGGCCUUCAAUGAAAUCUCCGACGACGCAAAGGACUUCAUAGAAAAGCUGCUGGUUAAGGACAUAGAAAGGCGCAUGACGGCGGCCCAGGCGCUGCGCCACAAGUGGCUGCAGGGAGUCGCCGCUGUCACUCAGCUGUCCACGGCUAAACUCAAGCGCUACGUCAUCAAGAAGCGCUGGAUCAAGGCCGUCAACACCAUCAUCGCGCUGCGCAGGAUGGGCGCCAAGCUGGAGCCCGACGAUGCCGGAGCCGCGUGAGGCGGGUGCCUUCUCGGCUCCUGACGACCAGUCUGCCGCAUCCUCAGCAGUGUGUAAUUCACUCCGACUGCUGCAGCGUCUGUCACAAGCCGGCCCUCACCUCAACCCGUUUUGUUAAGCCCGAACUUCAGGAUCUUUUAACUUCCACAGUGAUGGGAGAUUUUGGGAAGUUCCUCUUAAUUCUGUCGCACUUGUCUCAAGCAUGAAUUUCACGUUCCUGUCAUUUCUGUAGUCAUGGAAGAUCAGUGGAGUUACUCCACACUUCAUCUCCCUUUAAAGCAUAUGCUAAGCAUGAAUUCUACAGUCUUGUAGAUUCUCUAGUGAUAGAGUAUAUCAUUAAGCUAUUUCUCACCAUGUUGCCCAUUUAAACCGGUAUUAGCCUAAAUUUCUAUACUAAUGGAAAAUGGUAGACAGUCCCUCGUUGCCUCACCGCUUUUAUAUAGCCUACGUUAAGCUUGAAUUUCUAGUAUUGUGCGAAGGGUGCUCAAUUAGUAAUUCAACACACAUUUUUUCUAAAAGCAAGUUAAUUUUUUCCAAAACACCAUAUUUCCCACUCUUUUGACUACAGAAACUUAUUUUUAAACAUAAUUUCCAUUAGAUGUGGCGACCUUGUGCUAUCUUACGGCCGCGUGGGGUAGCCGUGUGGUCUAGGGGGCGCCUUGUCAAGGUUCGCGCUGCUCCCGUCGGUCCCAUAGGACUUACCAAAAUUUCUAUCUUACUGUGAGGACCUAUAUGCCCGUGUUAUACAACUCGACUGGUCCACGUCGGAGCCAACGGCUUGCUGCAUUAAUAAUCUCCCCCAUCAUUCGUGUACGGAUUCCAGUGCAGUGCAUCCUUCUUUGGGCCAAACAGAUGGAAGUCGGAAACUGUGAGAUCUGGGCUGUAGGGAGAAUGAGAAAGAACAGACCAAUGAAGCUGUGAACUCCUUUCAGGUGUGCAGCCUUUUGUGAGAACUUGCGCUGUCAUCGAGAAGGAGAAUUUCGUUUGCAUUUUUGUGAUGGUGAACAUGCUGAAGUCGUUUCUUCAAAUCAACAGCCGGCCGACAUGCGGCAGAUCGGAUGGGUUUGCGCUACCUUGUUGCGAUGAUGACAGACGCCUUGCCCAGCGACUCGCCUUCCUUUGUCCACUGCCACGUCUCCAUAGACAUUCUGUAUGCGCCUAACGAUAUCUGCUAUGCUCUGGUUUUACUCCAAAAGAAACUCCAUGAAAGCUUUUGCUUCGUAUGUACGUCCACUGCAAAAGCUAUUUUGAGGUUUACGUAUAGCGCUGCCACCUGUCGGAGCUUCAUGUAACUAUAUGGGCUGAAGCUGGAAUAUUCCACGAUGUCCCACAACAAACUCCACAUUUUUUCAAUAGAAACUGGACGAGAAAAAAGUGUGUUGCGUUGCUAAUUGAAAGCCCCUCGUAGCUUUCGCAGCGACAGGAAAUGGUGGAGGUCCCUCUUCAACCAAACGCCCUUAUAAAGCCAGUGUUAAGCCUCAGUUUCCGGAUUUCUAGAUUCCGUAGCGUAGGAAGGCAAUAGUAUAUCCAGCGAGGGACAGUGUAAGGCAGUUGCUCUCCAGCCCCUCUCCCAUCCCCUUCCAAAGAUUCGAUGUUAACUAGUUCCUACACCAGCUUGUUGUGAAAUCUCAAAACUAUCUCGUCAAUCACAUGAGUAGCUCCCUCCACGACUAGCUCCAGUCCUGCGUUCACUGUAAAUGAAUGAUGGCGAGGAGUUCCUCUCCACCCCAUUUCAUUUGUACAGUCGCUAUUAAGCCUGAAUUUCCGGAUUUUGUAGGGUCCCUAGUGACGAAAUAUGGUGUGGAGUCCCUCCCUAUCCCAUCACCCUUGUAACCCUCCCAUCCCAUUACCCUUGUAAAGCAAUCUUCAGCGUGAAUUUCCGUAAUUGUAGGUUCCAAAAUGAUGGUUGACAGUGGAUAGUUAUUCCUCACUUGAAUGAGCUUGCAAAGAGUGGAUUAAGCUCGAGUUUCAAGUGUUGAACGAUGGUGAGAACCUCAUUCCAUUAUCUUUAUGAAUGCUGUGUUAGGCCACAGUUUCAGAAUUUUGUAGAUUCUGUAGCGAUGGAAGAUAGUGGGGAGUUACUCUUAGUCUCACUGCAAUUGUAAACACUGUGUUAAACCCAAUCUUCGGGGUUUCGUAGGUACCAUGCUUGUGGAAGACGGAGGGGAAAUCACUCCUCACUUCAUCACCAUUAUAAAAUCACUGUUCAGCCUGAAUUUCGGGAUCUUUUAGCUUCCAUAGUGAUGGCAAUGAUGGAUAAGUCUGCCACCAAGGCUUUCAUUGCGGAAAAUAUAAACUUCCUAUUCUCUUUUUAUUUCUGUAUCCAAACAACUAUAUUUAUUGUGUUCCAAUGUAACUGCGAUCUUUAUGGACUUAUGACACUCCACCUGUUUCAGCAUUCGUAUACCUGAAGAUGGAUCCUUGUAAUUUCGAAGUCGUUAGCCUUUAUAUUGGGAUACGAAAGAGACACGUUUGGAUAUUGGAUUAGGAAGAGAAUAAAUAGUUGUUGAAGGUAUCUCAUGUUUGUAACUACUACUUUCAAUAGUUAUUCAUCAAUUACAGACACGAUGACCACACGGAAAUGAAAAAUAAAUAGCAUUUCUUUUCCGAUGUGGAAUGAAUUUAAGGACGAACGUGUCUACGAUCAUCCAGACUGCUGGAUGAUAAUAAAUCAGGUGUGAGAACUCGCCAUUAAGUACGCAAAAUGAUGUUAUCCAGUUUUAGGAACCAUAUAAGAUGGCGGAUGAUAAUCUUUAAACAAUAAUAAUCUCGUAGCUGUGCUCCAAAUUCAGUUUAUCAGCAAUCUGUUGGUCUCAAGGUUUAUAUUUUGAGACAUCAGGAACUGCUCUUUUUUUUCAGAAGUUCAUUUCUGCCUAGUGGAAUCCUUUGUGCUAUGUUUUCUCGUUUCUUCCUUCUUUUACUUUUUACAUCCGAGGUAGGAAAAUUCAUCCACUUCUUCAUCAGUCUUCUGCCAAAGUCUUACAUUUUGCCUUACACCAUGUCCAUUCGUGAGUAUUACAGCCAUCAGCUUGCACGAACUCCAUUUCAUUACGCUCCCGAAUCAAAUAAGAUUCAGUUUCAGCGACAAUUGCUAUCUCGUCAGUGAACCAAAUCAUACUGAUUUUCUAUCAGUGAGAAACAACUAUCACAUGAAAGUAGUUGUUUAUUUUUUUCAUUAUCCCUUCAACAUAUAUAAUAAAUAUCAGUAAUGAUGAUGACUAACACUGAGACUUAUACCUCCCUUGGUUUUCGUUUCUUGAACUAUUCCAUCAAUAAUGACUACACCAGUUUGCCUCACAUAAAGAGAUGGACUCUCCUUGUAUCUCCAGAGUUGCUAUCACACUGCCUGGUAAUGGAAAACAUUUUAUUGUAUUUCACUGUAUCAAAAUCCUCUAAAUCUAUGCAUGUGACGUAUGUUUCAUUGUUUUUCCUAGAUAUGCUUCUUAACUCCCCUAUAUCUUCUAAAAUCCUUCCAUUGUUCCCUAGUUUGGUAAACAUUUUAAAUUCCCAAGAAAAUUUUACACAGAGAAAAGAUUUUCUGGAAUUGGCAACAUGUGAAUGACAAGCAACUAUAGCGUCAUCCACAAGUAACUGCGAAAAUUAUGACCACUGCCCUGGUUUCUUUAUUAUACUCAGCACAAAACUGCGCUGUCUCUAAUGGCCGUAACUGUGUUCUCCAUCAUUUGCACUGUGCAUUUUCCCCGACUUGACCACUCCUUCAAAUGUACACAAGCUUCCUCCGAUCCAUUUGACACACCAGUUACAUUAAGUAAUGGCACGAGUGUCUUUUAAGAAACAUGCUGUGUUUUUUAUGAUGGGUUAUCGUACUGUUGAGAAUAACAUCUUUAUAUGGAUCAUAUGCUCGGUUUAGAUAGUCAGUUGUGUCUAUUUAAUGGAUUAUCAUGCAACCAGAAAGACCUACAUUUAAAGUCAUCUCUGUUAAUUUUAUUUGUCGAUGGACAUAGUGUUAGCAGUUGAUGAGGUUCGGUGAUUUAGUUAGUUGAAAAAAACUGCUUGAUAAUGUAUAUUUAUAUCUAUUUUAAUAAUAGUCUUCCUUUCUGAAGUAUUUGACGUUAAAUUAUGGGAGGUUUUGUCUAAUAAGAAUUAUUAAAGUGCAGUAGUUUCCACAUUUGCUCAUUUUCAUCAGUCUUGUUCGAUGAAAAGAGCAGCGCCAACGAAAAGAGUUUUAUUAAUAUAUCAAAUUGUCGACCUGUAGAAAGUCGAACUGAUGCUUUUCCUUCAGUAUUAAAAGCUACCAGUGGUCCUAAUUUGUUUUGCUGUCUAUCGGACUAAGGUAGAAUGGAACACCCUAGAGUUGGAAGAAGAAGUGCAAACUAAUUUUCCUCAGUUCUUGUGCAUGUGUACUUUAGUGCUGCACGAUUCAGUACAGUCAAGAUUUGGGCAACACAGAUGGAACGCCACCGCCGCAUUGUGAGAAUCAAGACACCAAAUAAUGUCAGCAAGGAGCAUCUUUCCUUUUUCAUAGACUCUCACUUAUAGCUAAACGUGAACUCUGAAACUAUAGCAAAAAACCUGUUGAAGACUUUUUGAAAUACUUCUUUGCAACACGCCGGAUUCCUGACAAUCAGUUCAGAAUUGUAACAGGCCAGUGACAGAUGCCAUGGCAGUUGAUGUGAUGAAACUAUAAAACGGCAUCUACUGUGUGGCCUAAAUAGGCAUUGUAUCAGCUCCCUUCAUUCCACAUAUUGAUAUUUAUUCUUAAAUAAUUUGAGUUAGUCAUAUAAUUUAUUUUAACUCAUUACUUUCAUUCAAGCUUUAGAACCAAAGUUGUUAUUAAUUUUAAAAGUAUAUAUACAUAUUGUUGUCUUUAAUAUAAAUAUAUUUAAAUUUCUUAUUUUCCUUUCUGAAUAGUCGAGUUUUAGUGUUCUUUACGUCCAUAGUACGAAUACUGGAACAAAAUGCUGACCAAAAGUUAAAGAACAAAGCUGUUUGUGUAAAUAAGUAAUUACCUGGUAACAUAUGUUUCAUUCACGUGGCAGUUGUAUAGCCACAGCGGUUGUGUGCAUGCGCAUUGGUAAGUGUAUUCACUUCCCACAAUGAGCACAACUCACCUCAUAGUUACCAUAGGUUUAAAACACUAUUUGCAAAACAUUAUUUCAUAAAUACAGUCACAUUCUGCAUAUAACUUUCAUUGUGAACUUCAUAGAUGUGUUGUAGAAUAAAGCUUUGUAUUCGAUAAACUGGUCAUGGUUUUAUUCAAAGUACACAGCUACUAUGUUUGUGACUCUAAAUUAAAUAAAUGAUGACCACUGAUGGUUACGAUUGUGGUAUGGUCAGUUGUAAAUUAUGAUUACUGAACUACUUUGAUCUUUUUUCGGGUGCUACAAUGUAAGCAAUACUUUUUUCUAUAAUGUAUGUAUCUGAACAUUAUGAAACUCUAGUCGCAAUUCUAGCCUAGUAUUUUUCUUCCAGUGCUUAGACAUACACAGACAGUAGAAUUUUACUAAGCAGGAAAAAAUUAUAUUUUUUCUGUGAUAUUGAAAUGCAUCUCUAUUUUUAAAAAAAUAUUGAUGUUUCUUAGAACAAUAUAAUUUGCGUUGGAAUAACAUGUUUAGUUUUCUUAUUUUAAAUUUUACUUUUCUGUAAAUAUAUGUACAAUAAAGAAACUUGGUAUUUGUAA